AUGGCAUUCACAACAGGGUGUGGAGGAUGGAUGGAGCAGGAGGAGGACGAGGAGGAGCAGGAGGAGGACGAGGAGGAGCAGGAGGAGGACGAGGAGGAGCAGGAGGAGGACGAGGAGGAGCAGGAGGAGGACGAGGAGGAGCAGGAGGAGGACGAGGAGGAGCAGGAGGAGGACGAGGAGGAGCAGGAGGAGGACGAGGAGGAGCAGGAGGAGGACGAGGAGGAGCAGGAGGAGGACGAGGAGGAGCAGGAGGAGGACGAGGAGGAGCAGGAGGAGGACGAGGAGGAGCAGGAGGAGGACGAGGAGGAGCAGGAGGAGGACGAGCGGCGGAGUGACGAAGAAGAGGAGCCGCGGAAUGAAGAAGACGAGGAGGAGGAGGAGCAGAAUGGGACGGAGCAGCAGAAGCAGAGUGGGCCGGAGAGGCAGAGUGGGCCGGAGAGGCAGAGUGGGCCGGACAAGCAGAAUGAGACGGACAAGCAGAAUGAGACGGACAAGCAGAAUGAGACGGACAAGCAGAAUGAGACGGACAAGCAGAAUGAGACGGACAAGCAGAAUGAGACGGACAAGCAGAAUGAGACGGACAAGCAGAAUGAGACGGACAAGCAGAAUGAGACGGACAAGCAGAAUGAGACGGACAAGCAGAAUGAGACGGACAAGCAGAAUGAGACGGACAAGCAGAAUGAGACGGACAAGCAGAAUGAGACGGACAAGCAGAAUGAGACGGACAAGCAGAAUGAGACGGACAAGCAGAAUGAGACGGACAAGCAGAAUGAGACGGACAAGCAGAAUGAGACGGACAAGCAGAAUGAGACGGACAAGCAGAAUGAGACGGACAAGCAGAAUGAGACGGACAAGCAGAAUGAGACGGACAAGCAGAAUGAGACGGACAAGCAGAAUGAGACGGACAAGCAGAAUGAGACGGAGAAGCAGAAUGAGACGGAGAAGCAGAAUGAGACGGAGAAGCAGAAUGAGACGGAGAAGCAGAAUGAGACGGAGAAGCAGAAUGAGACGGAGAAGCAGAAUGAGACGGAGAAGCAGAAUGAGACGGAGAAGCAGAAUGAGACGGAGAAGCAGAAUGAGACGGAGAAGCAGAAUGAGACGGAGAAGCAGAAUGAGACGGAGAAGCAGAAUGAGACGGAGAAGCAGAAUGAGACGGAGAAGCAGAAUGAGACGGAGAAGCAGAAUGAGACGGAGAAGCAGAAUGAGACGGAGAAGCAGAAUGAGACGGAGAAGCAGAAUGAGACGGAGAAGCAGAAUGAGACGGAGAAGCAGAAUGAGACGGAGAAGCAGAAUGAGACGGAGAAGCAGAAUGAGACGGAGAAGCAGAAUGAGACGGAGAAGCAGAAUGAGACGGAGAAGCAGAAUGAGACGGAGAAGCAGAAUGAGACGGAGAAGCAGAAUGAGACGGAGAAGCAGAAUGAGACGGAGAUGGGUCUGUGCCUCCUGGAUGGCACUGCCAUAUUUCUUGCUGCUGUACAGGCAACUUUUCCACUGAGCACAUCAACAACAUUGGAAUCGAGGACAUCACCAGUCCAAUUUGCAGUGCUCACCUGA
Schistocerca gregaria is the source of this 1554-nucleotide messenger RNA. RefSeq names its product myb-like protein X. The coding region runs from base 1 to 1554 and encodes 517 amino acids. Lineage: Eukaryota; Metazoa; Arthropoda; Insecta; Orthoptera; Acrididae. The record is from RefSeq and is a predicted model, not a curated record. The transcript has 3 exons.